AUUCAUAUUCAGCCUAUUUUUACAUAUUGUUGAGAGUCCAGAAACAACUGACCCCAUGUUUUCAAGAGACUCUAAAUAUUGUUUCAUAACAUGUAAUAUUAGUCAUGAACUGAAACUACAGCUCAGAUGAAGAGAGUGUUACUGAAGCUCAUCCAGACAGACAUGCAGUAAUUCACCUUCUCAGGUAUGAAGCCCAUGAAGCAUAUUCAUGUGAAGUUAUUUUAAAAUAAGUCUAUCUGCAGCACGUGUUAUUGUUUUGUCCGUAUUUCUGGAGCUGGAGGCGGUUUUUGGAGCAGGAAGAGUGAGAGCUCAAACAGAGCGUGUUCUUAUUUCCCGUAAGCCUCUUGGAUCACAUGCCGUGCAACAGAUAAGAGCUUCAACAAACACCGGUGUAACCACACUAAAGCGAGUUGGAAAUGUAUUAAGAGGUCACUGUAAGGAGAUUCUUCUGGAGAAACUCUUUGGCUGAACUUUAAGAGGUCCAUGAAGUCAGAUGGAGCUUUAAUGAGCGUCUCCUGGCAGGUAUGGAGGAGCCGGUGGACAUGAACCGAGGCUUCUUCAGGAAAGUGGACGUUCCCAAUCAUGCACACUACAUAGUGGCCUUCUUCGUGGCAGUCAUCGGGGCUGUGGGAGUGAUCGGAAACAUGCUGGUCAUGUAUGCCUUCUUCAGUAACAAGAAACUACGGACGCCGCCGAACUACUUCAUCAUGAAUCUGGCAGUGAGCGACUUCCUCAUGGCCAUCACUCAGUCACCCAUCUUCUUCGUCAACUGCAUGUACAAGGAAUGGGUGUUUGGUGAAAUGGGUUGUAAGAUGUAUGCCUUCUGUGGCGCUCUGUUCGGAAUCACAUCCAUGAUCAACCUUCUGGCCAUUUCCAUCGACCGCUACGUCGUGAUCACCAAACCCCUGCAGGCCAUCCGCUGGACGUCCGGACGCCGGACACUCAUUAUCAUCCUCCUGGUCUGGAUCUACUCUCUGUGCUGGAGUCUGGCACCCCUCGUGGGAUGGAGUUCCUAUAUCCCAGAAGGCCUCAUGACGUCCUGCACAUGGGACUAUGUGACAUCCACGCCGGCGAACAAGAGCUACACUUUGAUGCUCUGCUGCUUUGUGUUCUUCAUCCCUCUUGGAAUCAUCUCUUACUGCUACUUCUUCAUGUUCCUCGCCAUUCGGAGUGCAAGCAGAGAUCUGGAGAAGCUGGGCAGUCAUGUGAGGAAGACAGCGCUCAUCCAGCAGCAGUCCAUAAAGACCGAGUGGAAGCUGGCGAAGAUCGCGUUCGUGGUCAUCAUUGUGUUCGUUCUGUCCUGGUCUCCUUACGCCUGCGUCACUCUCAUCGCCUGGGCAGGGUACAGCCACGUUCUCACGCCGUACUCCAAGGCAGUUCCCGCAGUGAUUGCCAAAGCAUCAGCCAUCUACAAUCCCUUCAUCUACGCCAUCAUACGCUCCAAGUACAGAGACACGCUGGCUGAGAAGGUGCCGUGUCUGCAUUUUCUUUCCCAGUCAUCACGGAAAGACUGCAUCUCGGUGUCCAACAGCGAAUCUUCCUUCAAGGAGCCCAUGCUCAGCCGACAGUCAUCAGGGUCAAAGGUCAAGUUCCAGCGAGUCUCCUCUAUGUCCACCGCAGACACGGUCUGGAGUGAUGUAGAAUUAGAUCCUGUGGACCAAAGGAGUCUCAGAAACUCACAUUCGGCCAAUCAGCUGAGAGAUGAAGAAUGGAAGACACAAGCUAAACAGGGCAAGACGAAGAACAAGAGGCGACAGGAGGAAAACCACAGUGAAGAUAAGGCUGCAGCCACAGAGAACGGCUCUUUGAAUGACUGCGGCCUUGACCUGGUGUCCGAGUCCGUCAACAUGGCCACUGUUCCUCUUCUCAUGGCCAAAAACACUCCAGGGGAGGAACAAGAGGAGGAGUGCAAGGAGGAACAAGAGGACAGUAAUUCCCUGAGCCCCCUGAGCAAUGGUCUGGCUUUUUAUGAAGACACACAGGAGCCACAAAUCAUUAUCGGCCCCACGUCAGAGCAGACCAGAGAAGACAAAUUAAUACUGGACCUCAAGAGCCUGAACUGCUCCAGUGAGCUUCUGGAGUCUGUGGAGAAAUUCCUCUCCUGAGGCUGAACCAGAGACCCAGAGAUCCUCUUCUGUAUGUCUAUGUUUCACUGAAGACGCUUGAGAACCACAGUGUUCACAUCAGUAUUUUAGUUGAACAAGUGUAGUGUAGAAGUGUAGACACAGUGUAGAAGUAGCUGAAAGAGACACAACCACUGUGCACAUUUGCUCUUUAACGAAGAGUGUUCUUAUGAAUAUGCAUCACACACAUCAUAAUGAGACUAAAAACAUUUAACUCAAUUAAUUUCUCUAAAGGAAUGUUCUGGGUUCAAUACAAGUUGAGCAUAUUGACUCAUUUUGAUUAAUAUAGAAAAUAAUUGUGAAAGCAGAAAUUUCAGUUAUUGCAAUGCAAGUAAAACAAGAGUUUUAAAGCAGGCAUAGGGAUUUUGUUUUUAUUAAAACGCUGAAUCAUCCAGUAAAAACUGGGUUUAUUAUUUGUGAUGUCCUUUUUUUGCUUGUCGUGCAAUACUAGUAGUUAAUGUAAGUAGAUUUUGCUGCAUGUAAAGUUAUUUUCUAAUAUCCAUGCAUGCAUCAUAAAAUAUUUUUCCCAUAUUUAUUGAUGUUUUGUGGUCAUGACACUGAAAUGAUUUAAUAUAUAAUAUAAAUUUAACACUGACAGUUUUCAUACUGCAAGUGACUCCGGUAAGUAGGUUGUUUCAAAGCAGCAAUAAGCAGGAAAUAACAGUAUUCAUCAAUUAUGAAAUGACUUCAAUGUCAGCUAGAAGCAGCUCCACAGGAGACAAUAGUGUUACUAUUGUUAUUCAGCUCAAUUCAAUUCAAUGUCAAUUCAAUUCAGUUUAAUGACACUCUCAGUGUUGCAAAGUUAAUCAGUUAUGAAACAAAACCGAUUCAAGCUGUAAAGCAGCUCUACAGAAGACAAUAGUAUUAUUACGCCGCUCACUUUAGAUCCAUGUUGAUUCAAUUCUCCGCUUGGACAUCAGGAUGUGCCAGUUUUGUUUUGUGGAUGUUUUUAUUCUGAAAUUUGUGUACUGCUGUUGUAAGUGCUUUACGGUAACUAUUUAUGAGUCAAAUGAUGAGUAAUUUUUUUCUUGUGUGUUAAUUGACAUUACAGGACAAAUACUUAUGAUAGAGCUUAACUUAUACUGAAGCUCGAAAAUUUCUUUAUGUUCAUCCCAAUACUGUAAAACACAGUCAGAUGAGGGAUCUGUGUAAAGCACGUUUAAUUGCUCUAUCCUAGAUCUCUCAGCUUUAUAUUGUGUGCUUCUUUCGGCUGUAUGUUCUCAAGCACCGUACAUGUGAGUCAUCCCAUAACCAAAAACUAAUCCUGUGGCACCUGUACAUUGUCGAAUCCUGUUUUGUAGUAACCUAUGCCAGAACGUUCGAGUGGUUUGUGAGGAAAGAUGUAUAUACUUGUGUAAGAUACAGUAUAAAACAACAAAAAGUGACCUGAAUCUUCAUCAUGAUUCUUAGAU
Cyprinus carpio (common carp) is the source of this 3535-nucleotide messenger RNA. RefSeq names its product opsin 4xa (gene opn4xa). Bases 525 to 2105 code for a protein of 526 amino acids. The transcript has 9 exons. Lineage: Eukaryota; Metazoa; Chordata; Actinopteri; Cypriniformes; Cyprinidae. The record is from RefSeq and is a predicted model, not a curated record. Gene Ontology annotation, cellular component: membrane. Gene Ontology annotation, molecular function: G protein-coupled receptor activity. Gene Ontology annotation, biological process: visual perception; G protein-coupled receptor signaling pathway.